Messenger RNA from Knipowitschia caucasica, 1956 nucleotides. The record is from the annotation of a GenBank genome assembly. Lineage: Eukaryota; Metazoa; Chordata; Actinopteri; Gobiiformes; Gobiidae.
AUGGUCAUGAGCUUUGGGAGGCCCCUGGACAGGAGGCCCCUGGACUCUGUGGAGGAGGUGAGGGACAGGAGGCCCCUGGACUCUGUGGAGGAGGUGAGGGACAGGAGGCCCCUGGACUCUGUGGAGGAGGUGAGAGACAGGAGGCCCCUGGACUCUGUGGAGGAGGUGAGGGACAGGAGGCCCCUGGACUCUGUGGAGGAGGUGAGGGACAGGAGGCCCCUGGACUCUGUGGAGGAGGUGAGGGACAGGAGGCCCCUGGACUCUCUGGAGGAGGUGAGGGACAGGAGGUCCCUGGACUCUGUGGAGGAGGUGAGGGACAGGAGGCCCCUGGACUCUCUGGAGGAGGUGAGGGACAGGAGGUCCCUGGACUCUGUGGAGGAGGUGAGGGACAGGAGGCCCCUGGACUCUGUGGAGGAGGUGAGGGACAGGAGGCCCCUGGACUCUGUGGAGGAGGUGAGGGACAGGAGGCCCCUGGACUCUGUGGAGGAGCAAGCGGAGCAAAGGACUUUUCAGAGUGAAGUGCCACAGAUCGUGGGGGAGAUCUAUCAGAAGUUCUUUGUGGAGAGCAGAGAGAUCUCAGUGGAGAAGGUUCUACUGAAGGAGAUUCAGCAGAGUCUGGUCGGGAACAGAGGGACCGAGGUGUUCACACACCUGCAGGAGGAGGUGACAGAGACCAUGAGGGAGCGCUUCUACCCGUCCUUCCUGGUGUCAGAUCUGUACGACAGACUGAUCCGACGAGACGACCCUCAGAACCCAAGUCAGGGGAGCAGCGAGGAGCGCGAGGAGGAGGUUGUGGGUGUGUCUGAUGAAGGUACCAUCACUGAGCAGCAGAGUUACGCCGCCUCCAGACUCCGCCUCCUGUUCGACAAACUGGAAUAUAAGAGACAAGCACUGGGCUCCAUCCAGAACGCACCCAGGCCAGACAAGAAGAUCGUGUCCAAACUGAAGGAGGAGAUCGGGGCCAUGGAGAAGGAGCACAGUGAGCUGCAGCAGCACAUCAGCCGCACAGACUGGUGGUGCGAGAACCUGGGACACUGGAGAGCUACCAUCACUGCUGCGGAGACGGCGGAGGAGGCUGGUGAGACUGUGGCCUGUUACUGUGUCUGUGUGAGUCUGACUGAAGGAGAUGAGACCAACAGUCGCUGGAGCGUCCAGAGGAAACUCACUGAGUUCCAGAUCCUGCACCGCAAACUCACUGAGUGCUUUCCGUCAUUGAAGAAACUGCAGCUUCCGUCUUUGAGCAAACUCCCGUUUAAAUCCAUCGACCAAAAGUUUCUGGAGAAGAGCAAAACACAGCUCAACGCCUUUCUACAGCGUCUUCUGACUGAUGAGCGUCUGUGUCAGUCUGAAGCGCUCUAUGCUUUUCUGAGCCCAUCUCCAGAGCACCUCAAGGUCAUGUCCAUCCAGAAGAAGUCGUCCUUUUCUCUGGCCUCGUUCCUGGAGAAGUUUCCUGGAGACUUCUUCUCUCAUCCUGAUGAGGACGGUGAUGAUGACAGUGACCUCUCUGAUGAAGGAGAUGAGGUUGAUGGUCGCAGAGAUGCUUUGGCUGAGCCCUGCUUCACUCUCAUCGGAGAAAUCUUUGAACUCAGAGGAAUGUUCAAGUGGGUGAGGAAGACUCUUAUUGCACUAGUCCAGGUGACGUUUGGACGCACCAUAAACAAACAGAUCCGGGACACUCUGACCUGGAUCUUCUCGGAGCAGAUGCUGGUCUGUUACGUGUCCGUGUUCAGAGACGCCUUUUGGCCGAACGGAAAACUGGCUCCGACCCUGAAGCUGAGGAGCGAGUCCGAGAGGAGAGAGACCAGGGAGAGAGCCCAGAGGAAGCUCCUGGACAAUAUACCAGGUAACACUCACACCUGGUACCACAGUCUGAGAGGAGAGAGACCAGGGAGAGAGCCCAGAGGAAGCUCCUGGACAAUAUACCAGGUAACACUCACACCUGGUACCACAGUCUGA